This is a messenger RNA of Manis javanica (Malayan pangolin), 1082 nucleotides long. Lineage: Eukaryota; Metazoa; Chordata; Mammalia; Pholidota; Manidae. The record is from RefSeq and is a predicted model, not a curated record.
GCUCGGCCCGGGCUUCCGCGACAGAGGAAAUGGCUUCCAGCCCGCUGCCGGGGCCCAACGACAUCCUGCUGGCAUCGCCGUCAAGCGCCUUCCAGCCCGACGCGCUGAGCCAGCCGCGGCCAGGCCACGCCAGCCUCAAACCCAACCAGGUGGGCCAGGUGAUCCUCUAUGGCAUUCCCAUCGUAUCUUUGGUGAUCGACGGGCAGGAGCGCUUGUGCCUGGCGCAGAUCUCCAACACUCUCCUCAAGAACUUCAGCUACAACGAGAUCCACAACCGCCGUGUGGCGCUGGGCAUCACGUGCGUGCAGUGCACGCCAGUGCAACUGGAGAUCCUGCGGCGCGCCGGGGCCAUGCCCAUCUCAUCGCGCCGCUGCGGCAUGAUCACUAAGCGUGAGGCCGAGCGCUUGUGCAAGUCAUUCCUUGGUGAAAACAGACCGCCCAAGCUCCCCGACAACUUCGCCUUCGACGUGUCACACGAGUGCGCCUGGGGCUGCCGCGGCAGCUUCAUCCCCGCGCGCUAUAACAGCUCCCGCGCCAAGUGCAUCAAAUGCAGCUACUGUAAUAUGUACUUCUCGCCCAACAAGUUCAUCUUCCACUCCCACCGUACGCCUGACGCCAAGUACACACAGCCAGACGCAGCCAACUUCAACUCGUGGCGCCGUCAUCUUAAGCUUACUGACAAAAGCCCCCAGGACGAGCUAGUCUUCGCCUGGGAGGAUGUCAAGGCCAUGUUCAAUGGCGGUAGUCGCAAACGCGCGCUGCCCCAACCGGGCGCGCACCCCGCCUGCCACCCGCUCAGCUCCGUCAAGGCGGCCGCGGUGGCAGCGGCAGCUGCGGUAGCCGGAGGCGGGGGACUGCUGGGCCCGCAUCUGCUGGGGGCGCCCCCGCCGCCGCCGCCGCCGCCACCUCUGGCGGAGCUUGCGGGCGCGCCGCACGCCCAUCACAAGCGGCCGCGCUUCGACGACGACGACGACUCGCUGCAGGAGGCGGCCGUAGUGGCCGCCGCCAGUCUUUCCGCCGCCGCCGCUAGCCUCUCGGUGGCCGCCGCUUCGGGCGGCGCCGGAGCGGGCGGGGGCGGCAGC